Molecule: messenger RNA, 2117 nt
Organism: Tachyglossus aculeatus (Australian echidna)
Lineage: Eukaryota; Metazoa; Chordata; Mammalia; Monotremata; Tachyglossidae
Gene: SLC7A7
Product: solute carrier family 7 member 7
Exons: 10
Coding region: 208-1740 (510 amino acids)
Biological process (GO): amino acid transmembrane transport
Cellular component (GO): membrane
Molecular function (GO): L-amino acid transmembrane transporter activity; basic amino acid transmembrane transporter activity
Source: RefSeq, a predicted model, not a curated record
CUCAUUCCCCGGUCUUCCUCUUCAUUCAGGCAGGGAGAGACCUGGAGAUUCUCCCCUGGACCAGAGUCGCCUUCGUCACCACCCCCGUCUCCAAUCACCUGGCCCAGGAUAAGGGAGGAGCCAGGUGGGCCCCAACGCGGCCCGCCCCUCUGUCCCCUCCACAGGCGAUGCCAAGGAGCCGGUGAAGGCGCCCCGCUCCCCUCCGCCAUGGCGGCCAGCAGCAGGUACUCGGCGGCCCCCCGGCAGGACGAGGAUGCCCCCGCGGAGGCCGAAGGGGUCCAGCCGGACCAGGAGCAGAUGAAGCUGAAGAAGGAGAUCUCCCUGCUGAACGGCGUCUGCCUCAUCGUGGGGAACAUGAUCGGGUCCGGCAUCUUCGUCUCGCCCAAGGGGGUUCUCAUGUACAGCUCCUCCUUCGGCCUGUCCCUGGUCGUCUGGGCCGUCGGGGGCCUGUUCUCCGUGUUCGGGGCCCUGUGCUACGCCGAGCUGGGCACCACCAUCAAGAAGUCCGGCGCCAGCUACGCCUACAUCCUCGAGGCCUUCGGCGGCUUCCUGGCCUUCAUCCGCCUCUGGACCUCCCUGCUCAUCAUCGAGCCCACCAGCCAGGCCAUCAUCGCCAUCACCUUCGCCAACUACAUGGUGCAGCCCGUCUUCCCCAGCUGCGAGGCUCCUUAUGCCGCCGGUCGUCUGCUGGCGGCGGCCUGCAUCUGCCUCUUAACUUUCAUUAACUGCGCCUACGUCAAGUGGGGGACAAUGGUUCAAGACAUUUUCACGUAUGCCAAGGUGCUGGCGUUGAUCGCUGUCAUCAUCGCCGGCGUUGUCAAGAUCUGCCAGGGACACUCGUCUCAUUUCGAGAACGCGUUUGAAGGCUCGUCACUGCAGAUGGGGGACAUCGCCCUGGCUCUGUACUCAGCCCUCUUCUCCUACUCGGGCUGGGACACCCUCAACUAUGUCACCGAGGAGAUCAAGAACCCCGAGAGGAACCUACCCCUCUCCAUUGGCAUCUCCAUGCCCAUUGUCACCAUCAUUUACAUCCUGACCAAUGUGGCCUAUUACACCGUACUGGACAUAAAGGACAUCCUGGGCAGCGACGCUGUUGCCGUGACUUUCGCUGACCAAAUUUUUGGGGUAUUCAACUGGACAAUCCCUCUGGCCGUCGCCCUGUCUUGCUUCGGGGGUCUCAACGCCUCCAUCGUGGCUGCAUCCAGACUCUUCUUUGUGGGCUCACGAGAGGGCCACCUCCCCGAUGCCAUCUCCAUGAUCCACGUAGAGCGGUUCACCCCCGUGCCCGCGCUGCUCUUCAACGGGGCCAUGGCCCUGGUCUACUUGUGCGUGGAAGACAUCUUCCAGCUCAUCAACUACUACAGCUUCAGCUACUGGUUCUUUGUGGGCCUCUCCAUCAUGGGGCAGCUCUACCUGCGCUGGAAGCAGCCCGAUCGCCCUCGCCCGCUCAAGCUGAGCCUGGUGUUCCCCGUCAUCUUCUGCCUCUGCACCAUCUUCCUGGUGGCCGUCCCGCUGUACAGCGACACCAUCAAUUCCCUCAUCGGCAUCGGCAUCGCCCUCUCGGGCCUGCCUUUCUACUUCUUCAUCAUCCGCGUCCCGGAACAGAAGCGGCCCCACUGCCUCCGCAGGAUCGUAGCCUCGGCUUCGUGGUACGUCCAGGUGCUGUGCCAGUCGGUGGUAGCGGAGAUGGAUUUGGAAGACGACGAGGCGUACAAGCGUCAGGACUCCAAGUCCAACUGAGCCACUCCCACCGCCUCUCCCGGGGGGAUGCCGAGGGCAGGAACUUCCCUUCUCCCAUGGCCGGGGUCAAGGACGGAGUGGUGGUGGGGGCUGGAUCACCCCCACCGGGCCUGGGGACGGUGGCAGUGCCCCCACUGAACUGGCUCCAAGAGGCCGAGCGUAACUUAUUUGUUUUGCUGCUGCCUGUUUCAGGUUUUGUUGGUAAUGGUGCAACUGGGGGUGGGAAGGAGGGGAUCGGGUCCCUCCCCCGGUCCCACACCUCUUCCCACCCAGGGCGGGCUGGCACCGAGGCCUGUUGCCACUGCAGGUGAGCGGCUGGCCGGGCAGGACGGAGAGGGACGUUAGGCCACAGAGAACAAUAAAGGGGAAUUGCUCCA